AUGAAAGUCUUGACAAUUAGCAGUUCAGAAAAAGUUGGUUCUAUUUUCAAGAUAGUUGUUCUGGGAAAAGCUAAGAUUGAAUUUGCUGCUAAUGUUGAGGUUAAGGAUGGUAAAGCAGAGACCAUCAAUUUUGCAGUUUUGAAUUAUCUUAAUUCAAACAACAUUCUUGUGAAAAAGCUUUCUGGGUUGAGAACAAAUGGCACCUUAGUCAUGACAGGUUGUCAUAAUGGUUCUGCUGUGCAACUGCAAAGGCUAAAUGCCAAAAUAGUUUCUGUUUGGUGUGUUGCUCACAAACUGGCCCUAGUCAUACACUGGGCUUUCAAGGUUACCCCUAUCUGGUUAGCUAUGAAGAAAUAG
Molecule: messenger RNA, 357 nt
Organism: Pocillopora meandrina
Lineage: Eukaryota; Metazoa; Cnidaria; Anthozoa; Scleractinia; Pocilloporidae
Source: the annotation of a GenBank genome assembly